Molecule: messenger RNA, 540 nt
Organism: Acanthosepion pharaonis
Lineage: Eukaryota; Metazoa; Mollusca; Cephalopoda; Sepiida; Sepiidae
Source: the annotation of a GenBank genome assembly
AUGCCGCAUUCUCUUCACAUCUAUCUAUCUAUCUAUGGCAUUCUCUUCAUAUCUAUCUAUCUAUGGCAUUCUCUUCAUAUCUAUCUAUCUAUCUAUCUAUCUAUCUAUCUAUCUAUGCCAUUCUCUUUAUAUCUAUCUAUCUAUGGCAUUCUCUUCAUAUCUAUCUAUCUAUCUAUCUGUCACAUGCAUUCUAAACAUAUCUAUCUAUCUAUCUGGCAUUCUCUUCAUAUCUAUCUAUGGCAUUCUCUUCAUAUCUAUCUAUCUAAGGCAUUCUCUUCAUAUCUAUCUAUCUAUCUAUCUAUGGCAUUCUCUUCAUAUCUAUCUAUCUAUCUAUCUAUCUAUGGCAUUCUCUUCAUAUCUAUCUAUGGCAUUCUCUUCAUAUCUAUCUAUCUAUCUAUGGCAUUCUCUUCAUAUCUAUCUAUCUAUGACAUUCUCUUCAUAUCUAUGACAUUCUCUUCAUAUCUAUCUAUGCCAUUCUCUUCAUAUCUAUCUAUCUCAUUCUCUUCAUAUCUAUCUAUCUAUCUAUCUAUCUAUCUAUGA